Molecule: messenger RNA, 405 nt
Organism: Hermetia illucens (black soldier fly)
Lineage: Eukaryota; Metazoa; Arthropoda; Insecta; Diptera; Stratiomyidae
Product: protein NCBP2AS2 homolog
Exons: 2
Coding region: 40-294 (84 amino acids)
Source: RefSeq, a predicted model, not a curated record
AUCAAGAAGUACAAAAACAAACCGUUCUAAGCCGUCACUAUGGUUCUACGCUUCAUCCUCCGACACCUGGCCAACAACGAGCAACUUGUCCAACGCUUAUCCGAGAGCUACCUAGUCCGACGGUCGGCUCAGCUGAUUGUGGCCGCGAUGUACAGAACCAAAGCUAUCGCCCAGGAAAACAAUUUACACGAAAUGACCCCAGAAAGAUUUAGAUCAUUCCUUCGAUCAUUUCAACAAAACGUGAGGGAGGGAAUCGAAGAUGCCAAAGUUAAGUUGAAAGAGAAGAAAUUCUAAUCCCGCUUCCGUGGGACUAGCAAAUUAACUUUGUAGUGACUGAACGCUUCCUGAGCUGUAAUCUAAUGUUAUAAUUUAGAACAACCGAAAAAAUUAUUUAAAUAUUGAAAA